UGGUAUGACCCUGUUGCGUUUUUUUGUGGAAUUAUUUGGGUUGCACUUUCCUAUACUUUUGUUUAACCAACUGCCUAAUGGAUAAAUAAAUUGGUUAUUUUCAUUAAAGCUAUUAAUGUUUUUAAUCAUUAAAUUAGAAACAAAAGGACUGCUUGUGAGAAAUUGGUAUUGGUUCACAGAAAAGUGAAUUUCAAAUGAUAUCUGUGAGUGGGAAUUGCGUUAACCAUUGAAAAAUGGGCACUAUAGCUUCUGUUUUACAAUGGAAAUGCGAAAUUUGUAAUAAUAUCGACCCUCAAAAAUGUAUAAACUGUGGUACAAUGCAAAGAAUUUUGUCGACAAGUGCAAAUAUAUCAGAAGACAAGAAGUGUGCGCAAAAUAGUCGAAUUUUGUUUUCAAACAAAGAGAAAGAUUUGUGUAAUGCUGAAGGGUCUGAAACUCUUCCUGCCUCAAGAUCCCUUUCCGACAAUGAUCCAUCUUCAAAUACCUCAUCGGAAGAGGAUGAAAUCAUAACCAAAAGUGAGCAUAAGAGGGUUUAUAAAUCUAUGCUUAGAGGUUGUCUACGAAGGCCACAACGCAACAAUAAAAAUUUGCCAUCAAAUUGUAUAGACUGUGAAGAUACACGGAAGUACGUUAAAACCUCCAUCGAGUUAUAUCAUCACUUUUCGAAUCCAUCGUUGAACCGACGAUGGGUUUGUAAUAACUGUGAAACUGAAAAUAGUUCAGUUACGUGGCACUGCAUUAUUUGCGACACGGUCAGCUAUUUGGCACCUAUAUAUAAAGAUACUAUUUUGAAUCGUGGUUACAGCUAUUAUAAACAAGGCAGCACAAAGCACUCAAUAGCGAAAGAUAAUAAAAAGAACAAGGUUUUCAAACGUCCUAAUUGCUUACGUAAAACUCAGAGUCUUACAACAGACCAAUCAGUCUCGUGUCGCAGUUGUCAUAUUUGCUUCGUAAAUAAUUGCAAAGACAUUUUUAACCUUCCAGACACGUUUAUGCUAAAAAGCGAUAAAAAGACAAGCGAUACACUCGGAGGAAAAAGUAUACAAACCACUUCCACCGAUAAUUGUACUCUCGAACCAAAAGGCAAUUUUACGAUAACAACACUUUCUAAAGGCAAUAAUGUCGAUCAAGAAAAAAGUAACUUCAUUUUACCAAGUUCUGGUGUUUUAAUAGCGGUCAAUGAUUGGGUCCCACAAACAACAAAUUCCUUGCUAAAGGAUCAAAAACGAAUUCCAAUAAACAACAUAGAAAAAUCUAUUAACUUUAUCGGACCUACUAGGGUCUUCAGAAAUGAACAUCUACAAAGUGGCUAUGCAAACUUCAAAGAUGAUAGAAGGCAGGAAUCACAACCAAUUUAUGAAAACAACACAAACCGAACAAUAAAUAUUAACGAUGAAAAUGUGAAUGCGAAGGAAAAUAAUCAACCGAUAUAUGCUAUAGUCAAUAAAAGUAAAAAAAUAAAGAAACAAAACAUUUCAGUAGACGAUGCAGUUGAGCAAGAUUUUUUACCCAAUUCAACCAGCCAUAAAGCAGAGAAACUUGAUAAUCUACCGAAAAUCUACAGCAAAACCAAAUGUAAAGGAGCUUUUAAUACUUGCACAGAUUUAGCGGUAAAAAUGAUUUCCAAUGAAAAUGUUCCACAAAGCGAUUAUGCAGACAUCGAUACAGUUAACAUAAGCGCUAACUCGAUAACUUCAGAUCAGAAAAUGGAUAUUAAUGCUGAGCACUCAAUAUAUGCAAAGGUGUGGAAAGGCCCUCGGAAAACCAGUGAAUCAAAAAUAUUAAAUUCAUCUUCGAAUCGAUGUGGACUGCAUGAUGACAAUAAUAUGCUCAAUAACACAAGGAGAACGUGGACAUGCUCAAAGUGUUCCUAUGCAUACAAUCGUAUUUGGACAGAUAGUUGUGAAAUUUGCGAAUCUGUUCGUAGUCAACCGACUAUGGAACAGCCUAGUUUAAUAACGGUAACGAAGUCUGAACACUCAAUAACACACCCUGAUCGGCUUGACGGCCAGUGGACGUGCAAAAAAUGUACAUUAGUUAACGAUCCAUCAUCAAUCGCUUGCGCAGUAUGUGGAGGUUCGAAGUUACGAAGUAUUUGCUCAAUCGAGGAUAUGACAUUGCGUAAAGGUGAAUUUUGGACUUGCAGUAAAUGUACCCUAAAAAACAAUCUAUCUACCGGAGUAUGUAUCGCAUGUAAAUCAGUACGAUCACUCCCCAUUGAACCCAAGAGACUACAGUUAAAUGAAGUCGAUACCGAAGAAACAAUUUCUUCCAAUUCGAUGAAUUGCAACUCUCCUUUGGGACAACCUCUUAUGAUUAAGACGGUAAAUUUACAACCAAGUCAAGCAAAGGUGUCGAGGAGCCCUUCACCUCGACAAACGCGGAGUUCAUCAGGUGCCAUUCCUAAGAGACACAGUACGGGUGGCAGUAUAUUAACUCGAAACACGAGUUCUACUAUGACUUCCGUUUCACCAACAGCGACAUCAAGCGAGAGUAACAGUCAGCAUGCGAUCAGUGUUAGUAGUAGCCAUAAUACUAUAUCAUCCAAAAUAUGGCAGUGCCCAGCGUGCACUUAUGAAAACUGCUCAGCUUCUGUGGUUUGCGACAUGUGUUCUAGUCCCCGAGGCUUAGCUUGCAAUUUAACCGAAGUGGCAUUACCACUGUGUGGAAAAAUUACAAUAGACAUUCGGCAAGAAAGCAAACUUAUGGAAAAUCUGCGACAAAAUGAAGAAAAGGAGGCGCUAAAUAAAUGGAAGAAUAUUAUCCAGUACUGUAGUGAUAACAACGAACUUUUUGUCGACGAUUCAUUUCCUCCGGCGCCAAAAAGUUUAUAUUACAAUCCAACCAAUAGCAUUCCUGAUGGCAAUCCGGUUGUACAAUGGAGACGUCCUCAUGAGAUUAGUUGUGAAGGCGGAGUUUUUCCGCCUUGGGCAGUUUUUAGAACCCCACUUCCAUCUGACAUAUGUCAAGGUGUAUUGGGAAAUUGUUGGUUGCUCAGUGCCCUUGCUGUUUUAGCCGAACGCGAAGACCUCGUUCGAGAAGUGUUAGUGACAAAAGAAAUAUGUUUACAGGGAGCCUAUCAAGUGCGCCUAUGUAAAGACGGAAAAUGGAUAACAGUAUUGGUUGACGAUUUGUUACCUUGCGACAAACGCGGACACCUCGUUUAUUCCCAAGCGAAAAGAAAACAACUAUGGGUUCCUUUAAUUGAAAAAGCGGUAGCAAAAAUUCAUGGUUGUUAUGAAGCUCUGGUUUCUGGGCGUGCGAUUGAAGGUUUAGCUACCCUAACGGGAGCACCCUGUGAAAGCAUUCCGUUGCAAGCAAGUUCGCUUCCAAUGCCCAGUGAAGAUGAAUUAGAUAAAGAUUUAAUUUGGGCGCAAUUACUAAGUUCGCGUUGUGUUCGCUUUUUAAUGGGUGCUAGUUGUGGUGGAGGCAAUAUGAAGGUGGAUGAAGACGAAUACCAACGAAAAGGUCUAAGGCCUCGUCAUGCGUACUCCGUGCUAGAUGUUAGAGAUAUUCAAGGCCACCGUUUAUUAAAGCUCCGUAAUCCAUGGGGGCAUUACUCCUGGCGUGGAGAUUGGUCCGAUGACUCUGAACUUUGGACCGAGGACUUAAGAGAAGUUUUAAUGCCGCACGGGGCAUCAGAAGGUGUUUUCUGGAUUUCUUUUGAGGAUGUAUUAAAUUAUUUCGAUUGCAUUGAUAUUUGCAAAGUACGCUCUGGAUGGAAUGAAGUCCGUUUGCAGGAUACGUUGAAACCGUUAUGUUCCAUUUCAUGUGUUCUGCUUACGGUGUUGGAGCCAACGGAAGCCGAAUUUACACUUUUCCAAGAGGGACAACGGAACUCAGAAAAAUCUCAGCGUUCGCAGCUUGAUUUAUGUGUUGUGAUAUUCCGAACUCGUUCGCCAGUUUCACCAGAGAUUGGGCGACUGGUAGAGCAUAGUAAACGGCAGGUGCGCGGAUUUGUGGGCUGCCAUAAAAUGCUAGAACGUGAUAUAUACUUACUAGUUUGUCUUGCAUUUAAUCAUUGGCAUACUGGAAUCGAAGAACCUCAUCAAUAUCCUCAGUGUAUUUUAGCCAUACACAGUUCUAAACGUCUACUUGUAGAGCAAAUUACGCCUUCGCCACAUUUGCUAGCUGAUGCAAUAAUAAGUCUAACUUUAACAAAAGGUCAACGCCACGAAGGAAGAGAAGGAAUGACUGCUUACUAUUUAACAAAGGGAUGGGCAGGACUUGUCGUAAUGGUUGAAAAUCGUCACGAAAAUAAAUGGAUUCAUGUUAAAUGUGACUGCCAAGAAAGCUACAACGUUGUAUCCACAAGAGGUGAAUUAAAAACGGUGGACUCGGUACCGCCUUUGCAAAGGCAAGUCAUUAUCGUUUUAACCCAACUAGAAGGUAGCGGUGGUUUUAGUAUUGCCCAUCGCCUAACCCAUCGUCUUGCAAAUUCCAGGGGACUUCAUGACUGGGGACCUCCAGGCGCAACGCACUGCCCACCAAUAGAAAAUGUUCAUGGAUUGCAUGCACCUCGUUUGAUUACUUAACUUUUCAGCAUUCUAGUCUACAUUUCACUAUACUGAAACAUACAUAUUUAUAAAUACAAGUACGAUAUACACAUAUACGUAGGAUUAAUAAAUAAUUUAAAUGUUUUGUUUUCCUAGUAAUGUAAGACAAAAGUGAAUAAAGACCACAUUGAAAAUAAAUGA
This is a messenger RNA of Bactrocera dorsalis (oriental fruit fly), 4697 nucleotides long. RefSeq names its product calpain-D (gene sol). Gene Ontology annotation, molecular function: calcium-dependent cysteine-type endopeptidase activity. Lineage: Eukaryota; Metazoa; Arthropoda; Insecta; Diptera; Tephritidae. The record is from RefSeq and is a predicted model, not a curated record. Gene Ontology annotation, biological process: proteolysis. Gene Ontology annotation, cellular component: cytoplasm. The transcript is spliced from 10 exons. The coding region runs from base 234 to 4535 and encodes 1433 amino acids.